AAGGGGCUUUGCAAUGCUGCAAGAGUAGAGUGCCAUAUAUACACUUUACCUUGGCCAGGGAACAGUCCAGACCUCAAUCCUAUUGAGAACGUGUGGAGGGUCUUGAAGCAAAGAUUAAGGAAUAGAAACCCUCAUGGAGGCUGGAGUCUUGAGCAGCUAAAGGAGGCACUAGUUGAUAUUUGG
Molecule: messenger RNA, 183 nt
Organism: Hyaloscypha bicolor E
Lineage: Eukaryota; Fungi; Ascomycota; Leotiomycetes; Helotiales; Hyaloscyphaceae
Exons: 1
Molecular function (GO): nucleic acid binding
Source: RefSeq, a predicted model, not a curated record